AUUGCACAAAGGGCCUACCUUCAAGUUCUCAGCUAAAAAGAAAAAGGUUCUCAGAGCUGGAAAGGCCAAAAAGAAGACGAGCAACUUCCAUAGAGUCGGGUCCGAUGAUAUCAUGGCAAUAUGCUCUUCUUUUCUCAAUUCUGAAGAGAUAAGUUCGAAUAUAAAAGAUCAUCUUCCCCUUGUUUCGAAAAACUUCCCUUGUUUUCGGUUAUCGUGUACGAAGGUGCUUCUAUAAGUUAGUUAAACUUUGGAAGAAGAGUGACAUCCUUUGGAGGAAAUUGGAGGACAGUAGGAGCCUUUUGGGGAAACGGUUCAUAAGAAAGAGAAAAGAAUGACAGGAUUGCUUCUCAUUUUCCUCUCAUUCCUAUAUAUUUUGACCUCUUUCUCUCCUUCAGAGACAUCUGCAGCAGACUCGUUGCAGAAACCUGACUCGCCAGACAGACGACUAGACAGAAAAGGGAGGAGCGACAUAAAGCACAGUGCCAACUUCGCCCAUCCCAUUCCACAUAGCAGCUAUGCUGGAGGCGGUGCACAUGGAGGGGGUGAGGGUGGGGCUAACGGCGAAACGGGAUCGUCAUCUCCAAAAGGCGGUGCAGCUGUGAUCCCCAUAUAUGCUGGUGCUGCUGGCGCUAACAACAACCACCACCAACACGCCCACCACAGUUCUGGCACCCGCAUCCAUACCCCUGCGCGAGUCCACGCCCUCACUGCAGCCGUACUGGCCCUCUGCUGUGUGUUCAUAUAGAAUGUUUGCAUUUGAUGGUGCAAAUAGCACUAUAGAUCUUUGUGUAUAUAGUAACUUAAAACUCUGCAACAAAUGCAAGUGUGUAGCCUUUUCGAACUC
Eucalyptus grandis is the source of this 844-nucleotide messenger RNA. RefSeq lists its product as hypothetical. NCBI's taxonomy places the organism in Eukaryota, Viridiplantae, Streptophyta, Magnoliopsida, Myrtales, Myrtaceae. The transcript is spliced from 2 exons. The record is from RefSeq and is a predicted model, not a curated record. Bases 332 to 745 code for a protein of 137 amino acids.